Molecule: messenger RNA, 5422 nt
Organism: Tuber aestivum (summer truffle)
Lineage: Eukaryota; Fungi; Ascomycota; Pezizomycetes; Pezizales; Tuberaceae
Source: the annotation of a GenBank genome assembly
GGAGUGAAGAUGCAUCUCGCAGUAUCCAGUGUCCUAAGCUAAGUUCCCGGUAGACUAACAUUGCACAACAUCGCCCAUUGACAACCAACCCAACACAGGUCUCAAGGGACUCGCAAUCGGGCCUGUUUCUUUUUACAUAACAGCUGCAGGCCGUUGACAGACUGGAACGGUUGAUAAAAUUUUAUGCCGACUUGCGGUUUGGGUAUCCCCGGGAAAUAUCGGCUUUGUCUCCUGAAGAAUUUCUAACAUCGUUUUGUUCCUCCAUCCAGGUUCCCGUUUUGUCCCUUUUUCCUUCUUUCCUUCUUCUUUCCCUUUCGUUCCACUUGUGCCGUCCCCUUGAAAACACUCCGACUAUCAAUUACGAUUUACGACUGGCAUGAUACGGUGUAUAGACCUAUAGACCUCCCUCACUUACCCUCACACCCCUGUGACGAUCCUUCUGUUUGCCUCAUCACAUCUACCCACGACUUUCUCUACCCCCACUCUCCCCUCCAGAGACGAUCGAAGCUACCCUGGAUCAUUCUCUCUCAACAUUUAUCGUUCCGCUGCAACCUUUGUUUUUUUAUUUUUACCGCUCACUUUCUCCUUCCUUGUGUUGAGCUGGAUGGGCUGCUUCGAUAGCAGGUUGCAGGAUAGUCAUCUUCUGAAUUACUCCCUUCUGGGCUCGAUUUCUAAGGCGAACGCGUUUACUGCGAGGAGGAUUCGACAACUCGCAUCUAGCUUGCAUACGGAAGGGAAGGGGGGAGAGCGUUUGGCCAUUCUGUGAAAUAGGCCAUCGCCGAAUUAGCGAAGCUACUGCUUUCUCUUAUCGGCCUGUCGGCCCAUCCCCUUCCUUUGCUGGGAGGUGAAAAUUGUGUAUACUGUAAUAAGGCUUGACGUGAGUAGUAUGGUUUCCUUUCCCUCUCUUAGAUGGUGCUCUCGAUUAUAGGGGAUUUGGACUGAUCAUUGGGCCCGUAAUCAGACUUCAGAUCUUUGACAACCUUACAUUUCACGCGGCUGCUUCCUGGGAAGGAUCACCCAACCGCGGCUGCCAUGAGCGCUCUAAAGCCUCCCUGCCCGGAAAGGGAAUUGCCGUCAGCGUUUAAUUCACGGACGUUCAAUCUAGAUAUGUCGAUAAAGGUCGACGCUCCUGUAGGAUCUAUGUACGUUUUUUGUGAGGGUUGGCUUAUAUGGGGUAGAGUCAACUUGGUUUUGUUUCUGACGGUAGAUUAGGUCUAUAUCGCCCAGUAGCCGGGAUGUGGUAUUAGCUUCGUGAGUGUGCCUGGAACAACUGUCCUACGCUUGUGAACUGAACUCCCAUAGCCGGCAGGGCCUUCAUAUAGUGGAUCUCGAUAAUCCAUAUGAUCCACCACGCUUUCUUCAGCAUCUGACAGCUUGGUCAGUCGCCGACGUCCAAUGGUCGCCGCACGCAUCUCAUUCUCACUGGGUGGCCUCGGCAUCUAACCAAAAGGCCAUCGUGUGGAAUCUAGCUCUCCCAUCCCGCAAGGCUAUUGAACAUGUUCUACAUUCUCAUACUCGAGCUAUCACGGAUAUCAACUUUUCCGCCCAUCAGCCAAACACCCUAGCUACGUGUUCGAUCGAUUCGUUCGUGCAUUGUUGGGACCUAAGAAUACCCCGGCGUCCCGUUAUGAGCUUCUGUGACUGGUUCGCUGGUGCAACUCAAGUUAAAUUCAACCGACAGAACGAGCAUAUACUGGCUAGCUCACAUGACAAAUAUUUAUACAUAUGGGAUAUGCGAAUGGGAGCACACGAAAUACGGAAGAUAAGUGCGCAUUCCACCAAGAUAUAUGGGUUGGAUUGGAACCGAACUAGGCCGUCUGGGAUUGCGACAUGCGCCCUUGAUAAGACUGUCAAGUUUUGGAACUAUGAAUUGAGCCCUCAAGAUACGCCGGAGCGAGUGAUAAAUACCUCGUUUCCUGUGUGGCGGGCCCGUCACACGCCAUUUGGGCGGGGAAUCUUGACCAUGCCACAGCGAGGCGAUACGUCGUUGUAUCUUUGGGAUCGUAGGACGAAGGCCGAUCACAUAGACACUCCUGUUGCAACAUUCGAGGGUCACACCGAUCAUGUCAAAGAAUUCCUUUGGAGGUGGAGAGGUGGAGAGAGCGAAGAUGGGUUGGAUGACCGUGAAUUCCAGCUUGUAUCUUGGGGUCUUGACAAGGAUAUCCGACUUUGGAGUAUCGACAAGGAGGUCAUGGAGAGGGUUGGGCACGACUCGAAGAAAAAAAUGAGAUUUAGGGUCACAAGAAGAGGGGCUCAAUAUAAGACCUAUCGUGACGAAGAUGCCAUAGUGAGGGAGUCAGGUACUGCUAGCAAAGUUCCGGCAAUAGGCGGAAUGAGACAUCUGCCACGGUUAAGCAUUGGUGGUUUCGACGGGGAAAAGGAGAAUAUGAAGGGUGGGUGGAGGGAGAGCCUCUUUCCUCAAGGCCAAGGCACUAGGAGUGGAGUUAUGAGCCCCGUAUCCGGGUCGACCGGGCUUGGGAGACAGCUGAGCAUGGCCAGUUUGAGUGGAGAUCCGCGUUCCGUGUCUAGGACGGGGAGUCUGAAGGAGGGCGGCUUUAUGAGAGCUGGGAGGAAAAGGAGGAAAGAGAUUAAUCCCAUUACAUGGAUGAAAGGUGUCAAGAUAGGAAAGAGAAUCCCAGGGAGUGGGGGUGAGAGUGAGGAGAGCAGAAAUAGCACGAAAGGUGGUGGUUUGUUUGGGGUCGGAUGGGAUGGCCCCGAAACCCUUGGAGAUGAGAUAUCAUUGGUUGGAGUAAAGUUCCCAAAGAUCAGCUUCGAGAAGGUUAACAUAGCUGCGAGAACCUGCACUUUAUCCUUAACAGGGCCUUGGGGGACGAGAAACAAGUGGGUAUUUCUCAGAGUCGACGUUACGUUUCCGUCUGACUACCCCGGAGAUGCAAAGAGCUUGCCAGUAUUCACGCUCGAGAGGACCAACUCCAUUCCCGAUGGCAACUUGGAGGUUAUCGACGCGAACCUUAAGAAGAUAGCUGAAGCCCAUGUUGGAAAAACAAGGGUUUGUCUAGAGCCGUGCUUGUGCUAUCUGCUAGGAGAGAGAACCGAGGAUGCUACGUGGGAUCGUAGUGGGGACGAAGGUGAAAGCAGCAGUGAUGACGGCGACGGAGUAGUUGGGCUAGGCAUUAGGAGUGCUGAAGAGGAAGAGGGAGUGGGAGGCUUUCCCGAGAUUAAUAGCCAAGCCAACGUCCCACUUCCAAGAUUGUGCGGGGCUAUGUGGGCCAAUGAUGGAAGAUUGGUCUGCUUUUUCCUACCUAAGGAGGACAGACUAGGCCCGAGGAGCUUACUGAGUUCACUGGCAGUUAGAGAUGGCGAAAGGACGAGACAAUCUGGUGGCCGGCUUUGGGAAAGUUUCGGACGGCUUUACACCUCCGCCACUGGGCCACGAAGAAGAGGGCAUUGGCUAAGUGAAGCUGAUGGUGGUGGUGCCUCUGAAGAUAGUUACAGCACCAGCAGUAAUUCCUCAAGUGACGAGAGUGACGAUUCAAUUUCCGGAGGCGCCCUUAGGCCAACUUUGGGCUGGAGGUUAAACGGGAAUAUUGGGAGGGGGUUCAGAAGGGGGGGUAGUACGGACAGGAGCACCCAAAGGAGCACCGGGACAGGGGUGAAAACCAUAACUGGCUUUAAUUCCACUAAAUCCAAGAACGCAGUAUCGAUUCACGACUUUUCAUAUCUGCUCCCUGCCAAAAGACAGCUUGCCGUGGAGUACAAGGUUUCUGGAGAGGGUCCCGAUAUCUGCCGUUAUAAUGCGAAUGUGGCCGAUAAAUACGGAUAUAUUGAUAUGGCAGAUGUGUGGCGGCUUAUAGAAAUGGUUCUUUGCAACGAGGUGCCUCUGGAGAUCUGUGGAGGCCCUGACGACGAGGACAACGAAGAUAACGAUGGGCUUGAGGAUCGGGUCCUUGUCAUGGCGAGAAGAGCUACGUUAGCGAGGGGAAGGCGCGAUAGUGGCUUAGGCUUAGAUAUGGAUAACAAGGUGACUGCGAUUACCAAUGUCGGGACUAAAGAAGAUCCAAUCAAUGUGGCAUAUUGGGGGAAAAUAAAAUGGGGGGCUCAUCCCUUGGGCGGAGCACGGCUUGUGGAGGAUCUCUUCAACUAUUUUCAGAGGAAAGCAGACGUGCAAAUGUUGGCUAUGUUGAGCUGCAUAUUCUGCGAGGUUGACCCUGCGGAUGAGCUCAAGGGGGGGGGCAAAAUACCUUUUCAAGUAGGAUUCUCUCCUCUCCCAUCUGUAGCCAAAUACUUACACCCACAGGACGUACCUCUGCCUGAGAGAGUAACAACCUACACCCUUGAAUAUUUCUCGACCCUCGAACUUGCUCGUCAAACUCAGUCAAUGAUGUUGUCAGUUUCCCCACAACACCAUUCAGCAUCCAUGACUCCAAUGACACAUGGCUCGUUUGGUUCAUCCAAUGGCGGUGGCUUCAAUAGCGAUCCCAGCAUGCCGUAUUCCACCGGAACAACACCUCCGCUUCGAGGUUACGGACUUGACGUAGACGGCUUUUCCUACUUCCCCAGCCUUUCAUCAUCUCCUGAACAAACCCACCAUUACAGAAAAUCCACCGCGGGAAUGGCUGCCAACUUUAGCGCCGGACUUGUGAGGGCCUUUGGCCCAGGUACAGGAAGCCCACCAACCCGAAAGAGACCUAGCCCGGCUGAAAGUCUGAUGGGGAACUUCACUAAUGCUACUUCAGGGGUCACCUGGGGCCCUAUUACGACUAUUGGAAGUGGAUCAAAGGGCCCUCCAAGUGAAGAUCUUACCGAUACCAAUUCAGAUCAUGAGCACCCAUCUUCCGCGAGAAUUACCAUGAUGAACCUGGACAAAUUCGAUGACGAGGGCAAUGUCAAUAUCCCAUUCCUUGACCCGAAGAAAAAGAAGCUGUACCGAUCUUACAGGGAAAGCUACGCGGAUAUUCUCUAUGUCUGGCGUCUCCAAAUACGGAGACUCGAAAUAUUGCAGUUCAACGGACUUAAAUGCAAUCAAGUGGACGAAGAAGGAGAACUCGUUGGAUUCGGGAGAAAGCGCGGCAAUACCGGCGACUGGGAUGGCCUCGAAAUAGCAGGGCAUUGUUCGAGGUGUGGUGCCGUCCUGGAUGUGACCAAGGGAGCCCGAGGCGAGUGCAAGGCCUGUAAGAGAAGGCAGGUCACUAUGACUUGUUGCGUCUGCGAUGUCAUUAUCAAAGGGCUUUACGGGCCUUGUUUGCAGUGUGGCCACGUAGCGCACGCGGAUUGCCACGAAGCCUGGUUUUCCAAGGAAGGAAUUACCGAGUGUCCCACUGGUUGUGGAUGCAAUUGUAUGCAUUUUGUCGAGAACGGGUUCAAGUUCGAGAGGACCCCGCCGGUGCCCCCGGUGAAUAUUAGACCACCCAGGGAGGAGAGACCUCGGCGGCCCAUGAUGCGUCAUAAUUAUAUGCUCUGA